Messenger RNA from Solanum lycopersicum (tomato), 1199 nucleotides. Its product is annotated as NDR1/HIN1-like protein 1. NCBI's taxonomy places the organism in Eukaryota, Viridiplantae, Streptophyta, Magnoliopsida, Solanales, Solanaceae. Gene Ontology annotation, cellular component: plasma membrane; plasmodesma. Gene Ontology annotation, biological process: defense response to other organism. The record is from RefSeq and is a predicted model, not a curated record.
CACAAAAUUACAUAUUAGUCGGCAGCUACUCGUCAAGAAUCUUCUUCCUAAGCUAAAGUAACAAAAAACAAUAGAAUUUGCAUUGAAAACAACGAGCAAAGAGAGAACCUAAUUCCCUUCUCUUUUUAUUUUUCUUUCAUAGAUUCUAUCUUUUUUAUUCCACCUUUUCUCACCACUAUCACUCACUUUAAAAUUCAAACACAAAUCUACUUGUUUGUUUUAAUUACAUUUGAUCAUUUUAUUGUUCAUGUAAGGUUGGUUGAUCAGGUCAACAUCCACUUAUGACUUGAUGCAAAGAAAAUUAAGACAAGUAUACAAGAUUAGCUAGAAGAAGUUUUGGAGUCAAACAUCGACGUAAGAGGCAAAUUUGUAGACAAAAUGAGUGAUUAUGACCAACAAAAGAUUCCAAAUGAAAGUGUUGGUUAUCCUCAAAAACCUUCUCCUAUAGCAAUAUCCUCUAAUGAUCCAAGUAGAAGAAGUCCAGCCAAAACUUUGUGCGCUUUGUUGUUCAUUUUAGUCAUCUUGGCUGGCCUUGUUGUGCUCAUAUUAUGGCUAGUUUAUAGACCCCACAAACCAAAUUUCAGUCUAGUUGAUGCUGCCAUAUAUGAUUUAAAUGUAACAUCCCCUCCUUAUAUGUCAACCAGCAUGCAAUUCACAGUGUUGGCAAGAAAUCCUAAUAGGAGAGUUCGAUUGGAUUAUGACCAAUUUUCAGCUAUUGUUUACUACAAGGGUCAAGCAAUUACACCUCCAGCUCUGCUUCCACCUUUAUUUCAGAAAACAAAAAGCACGGUGAUAUUAUCGCCGUUGAUAAGAGGUGCAUCGGUACCUGUGUCGGUGGAAGUAGCAAAUGGAUUACUGAUAGAUGAAGUUUAUGGAGUUGUGGGAUUGAGACUAGUUCUAAUGGGGAAAAUGAGAUAUAAAGCUGGAAUUAUAAAGACUAAACACUAUCAAGUUUAUGUCAAAUGUGACAUGUUGGUUGGCUACAAAAAGGGAUUUAUGGGUCAAGUUCCUUUGCUUGGUUCUUCAGAUUGUCAACUUCAUUGAUGAACUUUUGUUAAAAGUCUACUAUGAACUUGGAGAUUUGUUUCUUCUUAUAUCAAACAUGUAAUCAUAUACUUGUAUGUUCUCAUUCCACCUCACCUUUAUUUUGUAAACAAAAUUUCAAUUAAUGCAUCUUCUUCUCCUUUUACAAAUUUAAA